Messenger RNA from Acipenser ruthenus (sterlet), 5808 nucleotides. Its product is annotated as BRD4-interacting chromatin-remodeling complex-associated protein. The record is from RefSeq and is a predicted model, not a curated record. Gene Ontology annotation, cellular component: SWI/SNF complex. Gene Ontology annotation, biological process: positive regulation of DNA-templated transcription. Lineage: Eukaryota; Metazoa; Chordata; Actinopteri; Acipenseriformes; Acipenseridae.
UGGAUAUCGCCGAGAUUUGGACGGCAAAACAGCGGAAAGACUUUGAGCCACCGCCGCUCACUGUGUGUCCGCAAGACAAGACGUCUCAGAGGCGCGGAACUGGAAAGGGUUCACAAUCUAAAACUGCAGUUGACAUGGAUGAUGAAGAUGGAAGGUGCCUCUUAGAUGUUAUUUGUGACCCUCAGGCACUGAAUGAUUUCUUACACGGAUCGGAAUCGCAGCUGGACAGUGAUGAUCUCCUGGGGGGUUCAGGGGACCCCGCUGGAUCCUUCUUUGUGGGCUCUGGGCACCAUAUCCAGGAGCCCCGGUCCUCCACUCACCUGCUAGCCAGCGAGCCCUCAGCUGCGGCCGGCACCAGCGUGGACCUCGACUUCCUGGAGGAUGACGACAUCCUGGGCUCUCCGCAGGGGGGGGGUGGGCCUGUCUCGGACCAGCCCUGUGACAUCCUGCAGCAGAGCCUGGCCGAGGCCAACAUCACAGAGCAGAGCCUGCAAGAGGCUGAGGAGGAGCUGGACCUGGGGGCCUUCGGCCUGCCCAGCCUCCCCGAGGGGACCCCCCUGCCCCCGCCUGCCCCCGCCCAGCUCUUCCAGGGUCUGCCCCCCCUCACCACCCCGCAGGGCCUGGUGAACAAAGCGAUAAGCGUGCAGCCGUUCGUGCAGCAAAUGGGGCUGGGGAACGUGACCCUGCAGUCUCUCCAGGGGCUCCAGGCCCUGCCCAACGGGGGCCCGGGGGUGGGGGUGGGGGGACCCCUCAGCGGACCUCUGGGGAUCAGCCAGAUUCAAGUGGUGGGCCAGCAGGUGAUGGCUAUCCACCAAUCCGGGCAGCCCAUCCUGACCAAGUCGAUGGGCGGCUACCAGCUGGCCCCCCAGCACUGCGCCCCCCAGCCCCCAGACUCCCUGCAGGCUCUCCAGGGCAAGCCCCCCGGGGGGGCCCUGAACGGGGGCUUCGGGAACGGGCCGGGCCCCCCCCCCCUCCCGGGCGGGGCCACAGCGACGGUGCAGCCCCAGAACAUCGUGAUCCAGCGCACCCCCACCCCCAUCCAGCCCAAGCCCCCCACCGGGGGAGUGAUCCAGCCCAAGAUCUACCAGCUCUCCCCCAAGACCAGCUUCUCAGCUGGGGGGGCGGGCCCGGGUGUCCAGGCUAGCACCCAGGGUGCGGUUCCACUCGCCGCUCUGCAGGGGGAGGUUGGACAGAAGCAGCAGCAGCAGCAGCAGCAGAAUGUAGCUUUCGUGGCAGGCAAACCGGGGCAACAGAACUUGGUACUUUCCACCCCAGGAGGGGCAUUCCCUCAAGCCUUGUCUGCCAGCUUGUUCAAGCACCAGCAAGGUCCCCAGCAGCAGAGCCAGCAGCAGCAGCAGCAGCAGCAGCUGAACAAACCCCUGAGCCUUCAUCUCCUCAACCAGACUGGCAGCAUCGUCAUCCCGUCCCAGGCCAUGCUCCAGGGGCAGAGCCCCUUCCUGCUGCCCCCGCACCUCUCCUCCGCCCUGCAGGGGGGGGGCCAGAUCCUCGCCCAGCACCCCGGGGGGGGCCACAUCAUCGCCAGCCAGGGCCCCGGCGGGCAGCUGAUCGCCAACCAGAUCCUCUCCAGCCACCAGGGCCUGGCCGGACAGUUCAACCUGGGGCAAGUGCUGGCGUCGCAGGGGCCCCAGGGCCACAUCCAGCUGUCGGGCCCCAUCCAGCUGCAGGGGGGGGGGCAGGCUCUGUUCCAGAUGCCGGUGUCGCUGGCCGGGGGGUCCCUGCAGACUCAGACUCAGUCAGGGGGGGCGGGGGCAGGGGCGGGCAUGAUUCGGGCAGGCAUGGCUCUGCCCAGCCCGGCGCUGACCGUCCUCAACCAGUCGCCAGAGCCCAGCGGUCAAGCACUUGUAUCCCAGCAGCAACACCACCACCAGCAGCGGUCUGACUCCACGCUGGCUGGGUUAAUGACUGGGGGCAGCAAUGAACGACAGCCCCCUCCCCCUCCCCCUCCCCCUCCCCCUCCCCCUCCUCUCCCUGCCUCUGCACUGACAGUACAGACCCCUUCCCCCUCUCUGUCGUCGUCGUCUUCUUCGUCAGCAGUGUCCUCCUCCUCCUCCGCUCAGCCCCUCCAGAUCUCCGCUGUGCACCUCCAGCAGCCCCAGCCCCCCUCCCUUCACAGCCCCGGCCAGAUCAUCAUCAGCCAGCAGGGGGCAGGCAUGGUCCUCAGCCAAGAGUCAGUGCAGCUCUUCCUCCAACAGCAGCAGCAAGCUCUCUUCCAGGCAGGGGAGAAAGGCGUUAGCCCCGCCUCCAGCUGUGUCCCCGCCUCUGUCAUCGUCAGCAGCAGCUCUGGCCCCUCCCCCUCCAGCCGGGAGAGCCUGUCAGCAGAGGCUAGACCUGGACAAGUCUCCGCCUCCUCCUUCGGCUCUCCACACACGGCACCGCUGGUGUACCAGAUUUCCUCGACAGUACAGCAGCAGCAAUCCAAACCCCUCGGCUCCUCUCCCUCCCACACGCUACCUCACCCCCCUUCCGGCUCCAACAGCCCCCAGCUCCCCCCCCUCAUCCUGGGCCAGAUACAUUCCCCGCACCCCUCCCGCCCCCCUUCCAGACCCUCCUCCCAGCCCCAAUCCAGACCCCCCUCCCAGCCCCAGCCCCUCUCCCGUCCCCCUUCGGAGCCCCCCUUACCCCGCUCCUGCACCCCCUCGCAGCCCCCCCUCUUCAUCAUCCAGAACCACCCGGGGGGGUCCCCCCAACCCCAACCGCAAUCUCAGCAGCAGCAGCAGCAGCAUCAAGGGGGUGCCACUGGCCCUCCCGCCUCGGCGCAAUCCCCAGUCUUGAGACCCCACUCCCAGUCUCCCUACCAGCUGCCCCCUGCCUCCCAGCCGGAGGUCCGGGGAAUGGGGUCCCCCCAGCCGCUGCAGCCUCCCGAGGGCCGGGCAGGGCUGCCAGUGCCAGUGGGACACUACCAGUUCCAUUUCCAGCAGCAGCAGAGUCCGCGUUUGGGGCUCCAGGCUCAGCCCCCCGCUGCCCCCCCUCCCAUGCAGACCCUGCACCUGACCGCAGAGCAGCAGCAGAACCUGCAGCUGGUGGGGGAGCAGCUACAGACACUGUCAACCAUCGCUCAGCCCUCCCUGCAGCAGAGGCAGCUGCUGGACACACUGCACCAGAUCCAACACAACAUCAUCCUUCAGGCGAGGCAGCAGACCCAGGCGCAGUCCCAGUCUGGUUUGACUCAGUUCAGCAGCACCCCCCAGCCCUCUGUGCUGGUCAGCCAGCAAGCCCCUCCCCCUGCCUCCAGCGGCCAGGCCAGGCCGCCGCACCCUCAGCCGGACCACGCCCACUCUGCUGCCGUGACCUCGGAGGGGGCGGGGCCUCCCGCACAGCUGGCCUCUCUGCUGCAGCAGACUUCUGUGGUGGUGAAGACACCGGGCACUGGUUUGGGGGUCUCUCCUGCGAUGCAGAGCGAAGGAAAGCCGUUCGCUGGGGGGGUGCAGAUGAAACAGGGGACCCUCCCUCUCCCGCAGAGCGUGCAGGGGCAGCCGGGGGUGAUCAGCUCAGUGGGGGGCCUCAGUGUGCCGAAGGGGUCGCUGCAGAUGCAGGUUUUGGGGGCGGGGGUCCCCCAGGUAGUGCCCACAGCCUCCAUGCAGACACAGCCUCAGCUGGGAUCCGUGACGAGGCCUGUCUCUGCACCGCCCAGUAAAGAAGCUCGGAUGCUGGAGCAGCUCCGCAGACAGCAGGGGGCAGUGUUGCACCCGGAUUAUCAGUCUCCCUUCAGCACCUUCGGAGAUGCACUGCAAAGAUUGCUCCCCUACCACCUGUACCAGGGGACCCCCUCCUCGGGCAAGGACUACACCAGAGUGGAUGAUGAGUUUGAGAGUGUCUCUGCUCAGAUUCUCAAACGCACCCAGGCCAUGCUCAACAAAUACAGACUGCUGCUGUUCCAGGAGUCCAGGCGCCAGGGCCCCUCUGCAGAGAUGGUGAUGAUUGACAGAAUGUUUAUUCAGGAGGAGAAGACGGCUCUAUCUCAGGACAAAGUGCUGGCCAAGGAGAGACCAGAUGAGUACGUGCUUCCUUCCUGCGUCACACAGGGCCUCUCUACCUCCUCCUCUUCCUCCUCCUCCUCCUCCCGCCCGCGGCCACCUGCCUUUUCCAGCUCCUCCUCCAGCAGCGCCACAGCCCCGCCCCUCAUCACGGCCACCAAGCUGGUCAUCAAACACGCCGGGGGGGCGUCGCCCUCUGUGUCCUGGGCCCGGGCCACGCCCCCUCCCUCUGUGACGUCAUCGCCGGGGGGCGGGGACGCGGACUCCUUGCCUUCCAGGAGCAGCAGGCCCCCGAUGAAGACCUAUGAAGCUCGCAGGAGGAUCGGGCUGAAGCUGAAGAUCAAGCAGGAAGCUGGCUUGAGCAAAGUGGUGCACAACACAGCGCUGGACCCCGUUCACACGCCCCCCAGCACCCCCAAAACGCACACACCGGGCAGCACGGUCAUCCGGGCUCUCAGCAACGCGACCGCCCCCUCCCCGCUCCCCCUCCCCCCCGCGGUGUCCACGGCGACCGGCACGCCCACGGUGAUCACGGCCAAUCAGGUGAAUGGGACCCUGGGCCACCCGGCGGACAGGAAGCAGCCCACGCCCACUUCCUGCCGUCUCCCGCUGCGCAAGACGUACCGGGAGAACACGAGUCCGCUGAGGCCGGGGGCUGAGGAGGGGAGAUGGGGGGAGGGGGGAGGGGGGUUCGGACACUUUGGGGGCCCCUCCCAGCCCCAAAACACUCCCCCCACGACCCUGACCCUCACCCCCACCCCCAUCCCCAUCUCCACCAGCACCACCGCCUCGACUACCUUCACCCCCCAGCAGAGGGCAACCCUGCCCAGGAGACCCCAGGCACAGCAGCAAGCGCUGUUCGAGGAGGAGGAGGAGAGAGGAAGAGGGCUGGAGAGGGGCAGCAGGACAGUCAUUGCCACAGUGAGGCUGGAGAAGAAAGGGAGGAGCCCCAGGAACGAGGCUGUGAUGUUCGGGAAGGACCGGGAGAGGCGGGAAGAUGCAGCCGGCUUCAGGAAGCAGCUUUCCGGAGCGGAGGAGGAAUUCUACAGGGGAGCGAUCAAGCAGGAGCCCCUAGACCACUACAGCACGGGAGGGGGACUCUUAAACACACACCCAGGCUUCUCCGGCCCUGCCAGGGCUCGGGGAGCGGGACUGGGGGGGUCCCCCGAGGGGGAGGGGGGGCGCAGCUCGUGGGACAGCCCCUUCCCCAGCGCGGCCAAGCGGUCCAAGUCGGAGUCUCUGGAUGUGGACAACGCCAGCUUCUCCAGCGGCAGCCCCCCCCAGGACGACUCUCUCAACGAGCACCUGCAGACCGCCAUCGACUCCAUCCUCAACCUGCAGCAAGGACAGGGGCCCCCCAGACCCCAGCCUGGCCCCUGCAGGGGCCCCUUGAACACACACAGGCCGCAGCAGCAGCAGCAGCCGGCUGGAGAGACCGCUUACCCCCCCAGGAGCCGCAACGGAGGAGUGGGCAAGGCAAGGACGUAUAGUAGAUAACAGAGAGGCAGCGGGGGGUCUGUCUGUCUCUGCGGCUUCUGACUCCCUGUUCGUUUUUAUUUUUAUGUUGAUGACAGCGUGACUGAACUGAGUAAUUCCAGGAUCCUGCGUAAUGUUUUUUAUGUGUUGUUCCCACAUCAAAACUGAAGAACUGGACUGAGAGACACAGAGAGAGAGAGACGCACACACACACACACACAGAGACGCACACACAGAGACACACACACACACACACGCAGAGAGAGACGCGCACAGAGAGAGACGCACACAGAGAGACGCACACAGAGAGAAACGCACACACAGAGAUGCACAGAGA